AUGGAUGAAACAGCGGAAAUCGGCCAAGGGUCGUCAACUGAUGCCAUCGGACAGUUCUCUUUCGCUCCUACAACCCGAACCACAGUCGUAACCACCACGACAACUACAACCACCUCAUUCCCCCCUUUAGCCUUCAAACCCCCACGAGCCCUUAAGGACCUGGAUUCCCGACAGUACCCUCUCGCCGCAGCUCCGACGCCAGAUGCACUAAGGAGUCUCAAGUUUAAAAUCGGUGAUAAAGCUGUCGUGUUCAACGAGCCCGAGGAUAAGACAAAUGCUGCCGCUGAGGUGAGAUCUUAUCCCACUCUCGUCUUCAUUAGUACUAAAACUCACCUCAUACAGUACAAGGAGAGAACGGAGGCCUUGAAGUCUUCAAACGGCCAGAUUCGCUCUGUAAACUCAUUCAUAUCCGCGGAUGAAACCCCCAUUCGGCGGCUACCGACUUCGAGGAUAGCUAGUCAACCACCUCUCAAUACUCGUCGUCGUGCCGUCUCCCCCGCCACCCUGCGUGAUCGUCAACCCUCGGUGGUUGUUCCUCGAACUCGCCCAUCUCGGAUACCUUCCGAGCCCAUCACACGCCGCACCCGCCAAAAUGGGACAAUCUCAACUCAAUCUGCUGCGGGCCUUGCCACCCCGGAUACCGAACACAAUCUGGGGGGAAUUGGCGAAACUGUGGCACCAAGACCGAGAGUUCACAGUGCUGUGUUUCCGCGCAGGGAACCCCCUUUGCCAUCACCUCUGUCCUCUGAAAUCGGAUCUAAGUGCAUACAGACUUCCAACUUGAAUUCGUUCUUGCAGAAUGGGUCGCAUGGAACUCGCCCAAGUCUCGCAAGCCAAGACUCCCAGGCCACUGAACCCGAUGAGGGUUCAAAAUCACUUGAAGCGGCCUCCUUCGGUCACGAUACGACUUAUGGAACCCAGGAAUCUACAUCGUAUGAAGGACCCGAGCCUGUGUCCCAACUCUCAGCAAUAGACAAUGCCAUGGCGCAGGAUAUGUGCCUCCCAAGUCCCAGCCUCUCGCCAGUCGCUGCUAUGAACGCCCUUCAUGGCGAGUCAUUCGACUCGGAGGCGCUUGACAUUGGUAUAGACGCCAGUCUAGAUCACCACCAAGUCUCACGGUUCUCCAAGGCCUUGGGACUGCCGAAUGGCGAGGAGACCCGGGUAAAUGCUCAAUCUGCCAACCCACAGUCACCCCCGUCCCUUCUAGAUAUGCCCAAGGUGUUGGAGUUCUUCGAUGCGGUACCUGAUGAGGUCAAAACUUAUCUCAUGUAUCAGUUCCUUCGAAGGUGCCCUAAACCUACGCUCCAUUUUGUGGCCGACGUGGUUAAUCCAACGUUGAAGUGUGAUUUCCUCGCUCUUCUGCCUCUUGAGCUCAGCCUUAACAUCGUCAAAUACCUCGAUGUCAAGACCAUGUGCCGUGCUGCACAGGUCUCCAAGAAAUGGAGACACAUCACCAAUUCCGAUGAAAAAAGUUGGAAAACCCUCCUCGACCAGGAUGGAUAUUACCUAUCAGAUGGGGAACUGGAACGAGCUAUCAAACAGGGAUGGGGAUGGCAGCUGUCCAACGGCCCUGAAAAUCAUGAAGAAGAUCUCAGCAUUGUGGCCCUUCCCCGCGCUGAUAGGGAGACAUCUCCUGUUCCUUUGAUGGCUGGUCCAAGCGGUAGAAGCCCCCUGGGAGCUUUGUCGGCGAACCGACGAGCUGGAGCUAAGCGAAAGGCAAACACGCGUGCUUCCAGCCGAAAACUUGCCAAGAGGAAGAUCUCCUCCAGCGGCGGAGAAAUCGCGGAACCAGACUGGAAGAAAGGUAUUGCCGCGUCCGAGACCCCGUAUGCCGCUGCCAAUGCUGCCGCCGCAGCUGUGCCGUACGCCGAAGUAGGUCUACCAUCUCUUCGUGGAUUGUUCCUUUUCAAGGUCCUCUAUCGUCGUCAUGUUGCGAUUCGUAAGACAUGGAUGCAGCCGGAUAUCAAGCCCAGACACAUCGCUUUUCGCGCCCAUGACCGUCAUGUCGUUACCUGCUUGCAGUUCGAUGCCGACAAGGUGCUUACGGGAAGCGACGACACCAACAUCAAUGUCUACGAUACCAAAACAGGUGCGUUGCAGGCAACCUUGGAGGGCCAUGAAGGUGGCGUGUGGGCUCUUGAAUACUAUGGCAACACACUGGUCUCCGGAUCUACCGAUCGCUCUGUGCGAGUUUGGGACAUUGAGCGGGCCAGGUGUACUCAGAUCUUCCAUGGCCAUACUUCCACCGUGCGAUGUCUGCAAAUAGUCCUGCCAACUGAAGUAGGUAGGGAUGCAGAUGGGCACCCUGUGGUUAUGCCUAAAGAGCCAUUGAUCAUUACUGGCUCUCGAGACUCGAACCUUCGUGUGUGGAAGCUUCCGCAACCCGGGGAUCCAGCAUACUAUCAGAGUCAUCCUAUACCAGAGGACACCGACUGUCCGUACUUCCUUCGUGUACUCACCGGCCAUACUCAAUCCGUUCGCGCCAUUGCAGCUCACGGCGAUACCCUUGUCAGCGGUAGCUACGAUUUCACAGUGAAGGUGUGGAAGAUCUCAACUGGACAGACCUUGCACACUUUGCACGGCCAUACGAUGAAGGUGUACAGCGUGGUUCUUGACCACAAGCGCAAUCGUUGCAUCAGUGGAGCCAUGGACCACAUGGUCAAGGUGUGGUCGCUGGAUGAUGGAUCCCUUCUGUACAACCUGGAAGGCCAUACUUCCCUUGUCGGCCUCCUUGCCCUGGAGCACGAUUUCCUUGUUUCUGCUGCUGCUGAUUCCACCUUACGAAUCUGGGACUCCGUGCACGGGCACUGCAAGAACACAUUGAGUGCACACACCGGUGCUAUAACCUGCUUCCAGCACGACGACCAGAAGGUCAUCUCCGGGUCCGAUCGCACCUUGAAGAUGUGGGAUGUACGGACCGGCGAGUGCGUCCGAGACCUCCUCACCGACCUCAGUGGCGUGUGGCAGGUCAAAUUCAACGACCGGAGAUGUGUUGCUGCGGUUCAGCGUGACAGCUUGACGUACAUCGAGGUUCUUGACUUUGGCGCUUCCCGGGAUGGUAUCCCAGACAACAAGCUUUCGCAGCGCAUUGUCGUCAAUCGACAUGGGCGGGAGGUCGUCGGCGGCCACGUCGAAGACGCUGAUCUAUCUGAUUAA
Messenger RNA from Penicillium bovifimosum, 3156 nucleotides. RefSeq names its product F-box/WD repeat-containing protein. Lineage: Eukaryota; Fungi; Ascomycota; Eurotiomycetes; Eurotiales; Aspergillaceae. The record is from RefSeq and is a predicted model, not a curated record. Gene Ontology annotation, biological process: ubiquitin recycling; proteasome-mediated ubiquitin-dependent protein catabolic process. Bases 1 to 3156 code for a protein of 1051 amino acids. Gene Ontology annotation, cellular component: cytoplasm; nucleus. The transcript is spliced from 2 exons. Gene Ontology annotation, molecular function: ubiquitin binding.